This is a messenger RNA of Cuscuta epithymum, 4948 nucleotides long. The record is from the annotation of a GenBank genome assembly. NCBI's taxonomy places the organism in Eukaryota, Viridiplantae, Streptophyta, Magnoliopsida, Solanales, Convolvulaceae.
CCGUGAGAGUCGCUUCGGAAAUCCGACUAGUAGAGUCGUAUUCUUUCCCUAGGCAUGAACGACGAAGAUCGACGAUCCCACGUUCUUACGAGUUUACCAGUUGAUCCAGUGAUCUCCCAGCGUUUUCUGAUCUUAGGCACGAUCCAGCUUGACCUUACAACCUUAAGUCGUAAAAUCGUACAAGUUAGCAAUCUUAGUCGCGACCUUACAACCUUGGUUAAAUCACCUAAACCUAAUGUUUCGACCUCAAACUCUUCCAUUAUUCUAUCGUUCUUAUCAAUAUGUUGAGCGCCGCUACUUUCAAUCGUCAACUAAGUUAUUAGAAUCAUAAAAGAGAUGUACUAUCAUGGAAGAGAACACUGACACUCACUAGUCACUACCACAGGUUGUAUUGUUGCAGUUAAAGUUAAAUUGGGUGGCCGUGGUAUAAGGAGUUUAGUUAGUUGUUCAAGCUCAUAUCCAUUAUUUCAGGUUUUACUAGUGUGUGGCUUAAUUUUGUAUUCUGAUAUUCUGUAUACGCAAUUAAAUUUUUGACUUUUUCAAAUCCUCUACUUUGUUGCUGGUUGCUGGUUUUUUGAAUCCUCUACUUUGUUGUUUCAUGAUCAUGAAAUAGGGGUACGAGUUUUACCCAAUUUAUGUCAUUUCCAAAACAGACCUCACAAAAUAUAUUUAACUAAUACGUAGUAUUAAUUUAAUAAAGAAAUGAUGUAAUUAUAUGAAUUGGUCUUUAAGAGUUUAAGAGUUAUUAGAUGCUUGGUACAUUGUUAUUGUCUUCCUCAAUAACAGUUUUAUGUAGAUGACUCCUUACAGGGUUUUAGCUCUCUUGAAAUCGCGUACUGCAUCGAGAUGGAGUUGCAGGCCAUUUCAAAAACGGGAGACCAAGAUUUUGCACCAAAAAAUUGUUACUCUCGGCUUGCAAAGCAGCAUCCCAUUAUCAAAGGGCCUUACAGAUUUGUACUGUUGUUGCCAAGAUUUCCGAUCCGCCAAGUUGGUCUUCCAGAAUCUUAACAACCCUCUGGACAUCACUUUAUGGAAUGGCCUCAUGGCGGCUUAUACCUGCAACUCCGGCUUCAUCGAAGCUCUUGAGCUCUUCAUCAGGUUACUGCUCUUAUCCCCUUACCUCAAGCCCGACGCCUACACUUAUCCCAGUGUUCUUAAGGCAUGUAGCGGUCUAGGUUGCCACGUGCAAAUCGGUAAAGCAGUACACGGCCGCUUGAUCAAGACUGGUUUCUUGUUUGAUGUGGUCGUUGCAAGCUCUGUGGUGGGAAUGUAUGCAAAAGGGGGUGAUUUUAAAGCAGCAACUGAGGUGUUUGAUGAAAUUCCCGUCAGAGAUGUGGCUUGUUGGAAUACUCUUAUUUCAUCUUAUUACCAAAGUGGAGAGUGCGGCAAAGCUUUAGAGUUGUUCGAGAAGAUGAAGGAUUCUGGAAGCACGCCAAACUCUGUGUCUUACACAGCUGCCAUAUCUUCUUGCGGAAGGCUUCUGGAUUUAGACAGAGGCGAGAAGAUCUAUGCUGAACUUGCGAAAGAUGGGGUUUCCCCAGACUGUUUUGUUUCCUCUGCUCUUGUGGACAUGUUUGGGAGAUGCGGUCAUAUAGAGAGAGCAGAGGAGGUGUUCAGGCGAAUCCCAAACAAGACUUUGGUUUCUUGGAAUGCCAUGAUUUCCGGGUAUAGUUUGAGAGGCGAUAGCAAGGCGUGCAUUGACCUUCUUCUGAGGAUGAAUGAAGAAGAUAUCAAACUUUCUCUGACAACCUUAACCAGCUUGCUGAUGUCGUGUUCCAGAUCGGCCCAACUGUUGCACGGUAAGUUUGUCCAUGCUUACAUCAUCAGACACAAUAUAGAAACCGAUAUGUUUGUUCAAUGCUCGCUAAUUGAUCUCUACUUUAAAUGUGGAAAAGCUGAGACCGCCAAACGAGUCUUUAGUACAACCCCAAAAGGCGAUGUAACUGCCUGGAAUACAAUGAUCUCUGGGUUCGUGUCAUCCGGAUUUUACUUGGAUGCCCUUGACAUCUAUAGUGACAUGAAUGUGGUGGGAAGUAUAAAACCUGAUGCAAUCACGUUCACUAGUGUAUUAGUGGCUUGUUCACAAUUGACAACCUUAGAUAAAGGGAGAGAGGUUCAUAAUAGUAUAGUUGAUCAUAAGUUCGAUUCAAAUGAAAUAGUAAUGGGAGCACUACUGGACAUGUAUGCCAAAUGUGGUGCUGUUAAUGAAGCUUUUGAAGUGUUCUCCCAUCUUCCCCGGAGAGAUAUUGUCUCAUGGACCUCUAUGAUUGUGGCUUACGGGUCCCACGGCCGGGCACUUGAAGCUUUACACCUCUUCCAUGAAAUGCUCCAACUGUCUGAUAUUAAACCUGACAAGGUCACAUUUCUUGCAGUCAUUUCGGCUUGUAGCCAUGCGGGAUUAGUUGAUGAGGGUUGCCAUUAUUUCAAUUUAAUGAUUAAUUAUUAUGGAAUCAAACCUGGAAUUGAGGACUACUCUUGUCUCCUAGAUCUUCUAGGACGUUCCGGAAGAUUAAGUGAAGUGUAUGGAAUUCUUCAGAGACACCCUUCCAUGAGAGAAGAUGUUUCGUUGUUAAGUACACUGUUUUCUGCUUGCUAUAUGCACAAGGAAGAAGAAGGUAUCAGGGAGGAAGUUGCAGAACUUCUAAUCCAGAAAGGUUAUAAUGAUCCAUCAACUUAUGUGGUUAUGGCAAACAUGUUUGCAAUUAAAAAGGAAUGGAGCAAAGUGAUGGAUAUGAGAAUGAAGAUGAAAGAACUUGGGUUGAGGAAGAACCCCGGUUGUAGCUGGAUUGAAGUUGACAAGAGAAUGCACACCUUCUUUGCUGAUGACCAAUCAUUACCAGCUGCCGAAAUGGUAUACCAAUGUCUGAACACAAUAAGAAACCAUAUUGACACAUCUGAAAUUAUGGUGAUUUGGGACCAGUGGCAUUGCCACCAAGACAUGGUGAAUCUUUGAAAAGUACACAUCGAACGUGAAGGGGUGUUAUCCAUUGUGUUUAGCAUAAGACAUGUCUUCCAGGGCUUCUAUAUAGCACGGUGGUGGGCGUGCUAUUCGUGGUCGAGUAAAUAAUGGUGCUUUUGUUGGUGCGGGAACAACCCGAAACUUGUCUUUAGGGGAACAUAUGACUGAAUGGUCAUCACUCACCCAACACCCCCGCAUCAAAUGCAAGCACCUCAUUUGCUUCAAUUACUAGGGCUGAUCUGUUUAUGUAGCCUAACGUGACACAACAAAAUGUCCCACACACAGCACUGCGACCACAUCAUAGUCGUCUGAAAGUAAAUCAUAAAGUGAAAAGUCUUAGAAAACUAUUGUCACAAAGUUGUUUACUGGAUGACCACCCAACUAUGGAAGUUUGGAACCUAAGGCUCGUGAAGAAUACAUAUCACGAUUCUUGCAAGAGUAUACAUGGACACCGUCAGAUAAUGGACAAAUGAUUUCCAAACUUCAUUCAACGUUUUCUAGUCGUUAUACGGCACGCAUGUCAAAUAUGAGACUACAUGUACAAAAACAAAAUCCAGAUUUUCUUGAAGAUCAAUAUUAUACAAGAUUCAUUCCCUACUGACCAGAGCUUGUAACUCCUCACACAUGGGUUAAAUUAUGCAACUAUUGGAACUCUGAUGAAUGGAAGAAGUCUGAAUUUGUAAGGUGUAAUCGUGUUGGCAAUGAAAGCUAAAACAAAUAUGUAGGAAACCUUGGUGAGGGUGAAGUUCCUGCUAAAACAAAAGGCGGUAGAAAUUGGCCGAAUUCCCAUAAUGGAGGACUUUGUUGAUGAGUGGUGUACAAUUGACCUUACACAGACCAGCCGCAUCCGACAACCCAUGCUCGUUGAUUGUAAUUUUAUCGUGUACGCAUGAAAGAAAAAUAUGGACCAGAUCAGGCACAACAUCCGAUGUUUGACUAUGAGAUAUGGGCAGAGAUUGGACUAUUAGUUGGCGUACCAGGACAAUUAUCUCAUCCUCAUUUGCUUCAACCAUCUAAACCGGAGGAGGAGAUUAAAUUAUUCCCUAAGCGAAUAUAAGCCUGGCAGGCAUUGAUCCUAUGUAUCUAUGGACACCAUGUCCCAUCCCAACCAGCAGGUCUAGCACUAAACAAACUUGAAGUUAUAUUACAGGAUUAUGGAUCGCAAACCCAUUCAUAAAAAAAGCUGCCAAGCACUGACCGAUUAAAGACUGUUACUCAUUCUUCAAAGGAGAUUUUCAGCAAUGGACAUGCCUGUUAGUCUCAAUAUGAAAAAUGUGUUAUAUCACGUGAACUCGGAUGUAGAGAAGUUCUGCACACUGUAAAGGAUGCAAGCAUGAAGCAGUAUUAUAGACAGCGUGAAGGUUGUGAAGCAAUGAUUGUAAUACAGAGAGAAAAAAAAUGGGACCAUGUGAGUGGUGAGGAAGUUUGUGAGAAACCAUAGUCAUCCCUUGACGGCAGAUUCACCCCUCAAUGGCCAUUUAUCUUCCGUUGAUAAUAGGGACAUUUACGAAGGAAUGAAAGGACUGUCACCUCAACAUUGGAAGCACUGGACUAGCUACAAGAGAUCCAGAGAAGGCUCAAAAACUACAACUGUACAAUCACGCAUAUCCAUCCAAAGAUCAAUAGAGCACGGAGUAUUUGGCUCUUAGAAACAUUUCUAUAAAAACCUUGAAUCAUCACUUUAAUCAUUUUGUUGGUAUCUUAAAGUUUGAUGCAAUUGGUUAUCCUUAUGCAUUUGAUUCUGAGUAGGUUUUGGUAUAAUCCUCCUACUCUUUGUAGUAAGUUUUCUUUCAUAAUAAACACUUAAACAGGUAGGGUGUUCCCUGGCCCCUACUCCAAGAAAGCCAAUAAGCUUUCUUGGUCUCCAACCAGGUCAAAAAAAAAAUAGCGAAUUGGAAUAACUAUUGAACCUUGUAAUUGUAGUUGUACUAUAAGUCUAUACUUAUUGACAAUCAUUUUCUUAUACGUUGAAGAUUUGGUAAUGUUAUC